Apiotrichum porosum is the source of this 1437-nucleotide messenger RNA. RefSeq lists its product as uncharacterized. Bases 1 to 1437 code for a protein of 478 amino acids. Gene Ontology annotation, molecular function: NADP binding; flavin adenine dinucleotide binding; N,N-dimethylaniline monooxygenase activity. Lineage: Eukaryota; Fungi; Basidiomycota; Tremellomycetes; Trichosporonales; Trichosporonaceae. The record is from RefSeq and is a predicted model, not a curated record. The transcript has 4 exons.
AUGACUCUAUCCCCCGCUGUCCCCCUACCUCCACUCACCCGUAUCGCCAUCGUCGGUGCCGGCGGACCGUCUGGUCUUGUCGCCCUUCGCCAAUUGCUCGUCGCGGGCGUUCCCGCCAACAAGAUUUCGGCUUAUGAAGGGCGCGACCGCGCUGGCGGAGUGUGGAACUAUGAGUCGGAACCCGGGACGAUGCACGUCGAGUGGCGUGAGAGUGGGCCACCGGUGGUGAGAGCUCAGAACGAGGUUGAGAACCCCGGCGCAAAUGGACCGAGUGCCAUGUAUGACAAGUUGAGGACCAACUUGCCCAACAAGAUCAUGAACUACCGCAACACUCCCUUCCCCAAGGACACACCCAUCUUCCCCACCCACGCCCAAAUCGCGACAUACCUCCAGGAAUACGCCCAGGACGACAACCUCAGCUCGCACAUAUCCUUCAACACGCGCGUUACCGGCGUAUACCACACUAGCGGGACCACAGAUCCAGCUGAGAAAUGGACGGUUGAGACGGAACACCGCAAGCAGGACGGCACGACCAUCCAGUCGAGCGAGAAGGUCUCCCACGUCGUCAUCUCCAAUGGCCACUACAAUGAGCCGUUCCUCCCGCCCAUCCCCGGGCUGGAUGGAUGGAAGGGCCAGCUGCUCCACUCUCGCUGGUGGCGCAAUCCGGUCUCUCAGCGUGGCAAGAAUGUUGUCGUGGUGGGCAGCCGCGCGAGUGGAUCAGACAUUGCGCGCGAGCUCGCCAUCGACGACGAGGAUCACCCCGCCAACCCCAAACGCACCAUCUAUCACAGUGUACGCGGCCUGAAGCCCGGGGAUACAGUGUGGGACGACGAUUUUGCCUGGGCCAAGCGUAUCAACGUCGUGCAUGAGAUUCUGAGUGUUGGGGACGAUGGAACAAGCCUGCAUCUCGAGGACGGCACGACGCUUUCCGACGUGGACACGCUGGUCUUCGCCACGGGAUACCUGUACUCGUACCCGUUCUUCCCAGACAAUAAAGCUCCAUGGGACAAGUAUCCCGUCACAACAGCGCUGGCUACCGCGAGCAAUGGCCUACCAAGGGCUGGAGGACAGGAUAUCCGCAACUUGAACACGAGCGAUACCUUCUACGAGCCGGACCCGACGCUGGCAUUCAUCGGUCUCCACUAUGCUGUCAACCCGUUCCCCCUUGGCGAAGCAUCGGCGCGCCUCAUCGCCUUCUCCUACACCCACGACCGUAUCCCGCCGCUACCCCCGCUGCGCCGCGCGACGGACAAGCCCAACGACAAGACUGUCGGGUGUCCCGCCGAGUUUGAUAACCAGGACGCAUGGUUGUUGGCUAUUGGCGAAGGAGGGGUUGAUGGCGGUGGAAAGCCUGGUGGCUGGCCGCAGUCGACCGAAGAGACGAGAGAGAUGAGGGCCAAUGCGCUCAAGAUGCGUAAGAAGGUGUUGGGUUAUUAG